Molecule: messenger RNA, 1647 nt
Organism: Meyerozyma guilliermondii ATCC 6260
Lineage: Eukaryota; Fungi; Ascomycota; Pichiomycetes; Serinales; Debaryomycetaceae
Exons: 1
Coding region: 1-1647 (548 amino acids)
Biological process (GO): transmembrane transport
Cellular component (GO): fungal-type vacuole
Molecular function (GO): transmembrane transporter activity
Source: RefSeq, a predicted model, not a curated record
AUGUUUGGCUUGGGAAGAGUCUCAUCUUUUGAAGAUGACGUUCCAGGAACCAUUAAUUUGGUUGAUAUGGAAGGCCUGCUAGAUGUAGAAAAAGGGGCCAACGGUAAUAUUAUCUUACAUCCUCCACCCAGCAGUGAUAUCAAUGAUCCGUUAAGAUGGCUGACGUGGAAAAAAGAAUACCAGCUAAUUUUGCUCACGUUUUGGGGCUUCAUGCAAUCGGUUUCCACCAUCUGGAGUGGUCCUAUAUGGGAUCUCUGGGUGGACUUGUUUGGGUGUACUUAUAAUGAGCUCAACAUUAUGAGUGGAUUGUGUUUUGUAUUCAUAGCCUUGGGGUGUGUGAUGCUCCAACCAUGUGCUUUGAAACUUGGAAAGCGAUUCGUGUACUUGAUUUGUACCGUAUUCCAAAUCGUUGGCAACGUUAUAUACGCCAAAGCUACCGGCGUAAACCACCUCUAUGCUGCAUCUGCUCUUGUUGGUUUUGGUUCGGCACCAAUGUACUCAUUGAUCGAGAUUUUAGUUAUGGAUUUUUACUUUCAGCAUCAAAGAGCCUCGAAAGUGUCAUACGUUGUAUUUGCACUUUUGGGUGGUGUUGCUUUGGGUCCAUUGGCCGCAGGCUACGUUACUGAUGGACUCGGCUGGGAAUGGUGUCCUUACAUCAUGGUGAUAAUUUUCAGUGUGAUAUUUAUCGUGCAAGUUUUCUCUAUGGAAGAUACGACAUUUAGAAGGGUAGAGUCCCCCGAUGAUUUCCAAUCCACCAUAUUAGAACAAAUCAAAAGUCGUGAAAGCCAGCAUUUAGAGUUGGGUAAAAGCCAUCCUUCCCAGGUGGAAGUGGAGCUGAACAACGACGACGACAAUUCCUCCAUAGACCAAUCGAUUCCUAAAAGACCAUAUUGGAAUCGAAUGAACAUUUUUUCCUUGGCCCACGCAGACCCUAGAAGCUGGCUCUGGGUCAUGUUCAAGCCAUUUUUCCUAGUGUCAUUUCCCGCAGUGGUAUGGUGUGGCAUUCUUCAAGCUGUGCAGCAGAUGUGGCUCACCUUGAUCAACAGUACUCAAGCGCAAUUGUUCUCUGAGCCUCCUUACAACUUUGGGAACUCGGCUAUUGGUCUCACAAACUUGGCUCUAUUUGUGGGUAUUGUCUUGGGUUUAUUGUACGGAGGUUGGUUUGUGGAUAAGAUUACUCUCUAUCUUUCCAGAAAGAACAAUGGUAUCAUGGAGCCAGAAUUCCGGUUAUGGAACAUGAUUAUACCUGUGGCAAUCAAUCUUUGCGGGCUUUUAGCAUACGGCUUGGGAUUCCUGAAUAAAGCUCAUUGGGCCGUGCCAGCCAUAUUGGGUCAAGGCUGUCUUGGAUUUUCCAUGGCUGCAAUCACCGGCAUUGCCUACACAUAUUGCACGGACAGUUAUCCAAAUCUCGUGGGAGAAGGAAUUGUCUUGAUUUCAUUCAUCAAUAAUGCCGUGGCAACUGUGUUCACUUUUCUCAUCAGCGACUGGAUGGAUAGAGACGGACUUGUGUUCAUGACAUGGAUGAUGUUUUUGAUUGCAUUGGUGGUUAAUGGAUCGUUCUUGGCGUUCACCAUCUGGGGAAAGCUGUCUCGGCGGAUGACUAAACAGCUCUAUUACAAGAUCUGUGAUCUAGGAGAGGUUCAAUAG